AUGCCGCUCGCCAACUUCGGCACCCUUGUUCUCCACCAUAUUGUCUUUGUCGCUCACCUGGUCUACUUCCACAUUGCUUUCUCUCACAUGGAACAGAGCGCUCUCGUGGCUCUCUAUUGCGUCUCUAAGCUUCUUGCACGCCGCGCCGACGACAUCGGUGGCCCGCCUCCGGAAUGGCCCCCUCCGACAAUGUCAACUGGCGGUAUUGCCAAUAUUCUUCACUCAUUAAAAUGGACCGCCCCCUGGCUGCGCGGCAUCGGGCUCUUCUUCUUCUUUCUCAAUAUCAUCCUAUUCAUCAUGAACUGCAUUCUUAUAUAUCAGAUGGAAUCGCUCUUCAUCUCAGCUUCUGUGGUCUCCAUCGCUGUAAUAUUAAUCAAUACCUGUCAAUAUGGUAUUCCUUAUGCAGGUCCGUGGCUUCUUAAUACCAUGGAGUGGGUAUUCUGGGUCUACGCCGCCCUCAGCGUUUCUGUCAGCGCAUUUCUGUAUCUUGUCCUUUGGUCCACAUUGGUAUUUCCUGUUCACACGAUGACCCCUACUUGGGUCUUUCCUGCGUAUCCUCUACUUCUUAACGCACCAUUUGCAGCGAAUCUUAUUGCCGCAGCGGACUCUUCAGGUCACGAUCUGUCAGUGAAUACCGUGGCUAUGGCGCUCGGGGCCACUGCGAUCCAAGGAACCGGCUGUUUGAUUGCAUUCAUGAUAUCUUCUGCUUUCAUUUAUCGCCUUAUGACACAAAAGCUACCACGGGAUAAUCAGAGACCCGCUAUCUUCAUGUCAAUAGGUCCCUACGGUUUCACCGCUGCUGGUAUAGCCCAACUGGGCAGCCAAGCAGACUUGCUUGUACCCGAAAACUUCCUGGGGACACCACAUGUCGCGGACAUAAUCAAAGUUAUAAGCAUUCUGGUAAGUCUCUGGCUCUGGGGUCUUGCAAUGUGGUUCUUCCUCGUCUGUGUUGGCGCCCUAUGGAAAUACUCUCUUGCAGGGCACCAUAUGCCCUUCCAGAUGACCUGGUGGUCUUUUGUUUUCCCCAAUACAGCUCUGGUCACGGCCACUAGUGUCAUGGGUAAGAUCUUUGACAACAAUGGCCUACACAUAUUUGCAUCUGUCAUGACUGUUGCUAUCGUCAUAGUCUGGAUCAUGAUAUUCACAAGGAUGUGUUGGAGUCUUAAGACAAAGAAGCUUCUUUGGCCCAGAGACGAAAAAUAA
This is a messenger RNA of Fusarium coffeatum, 1203 nucleotides long. RefSeq lists its product as uncharacterized. Gene Ontology annotation, cellular component: membrane. The record is from RefSeq and is a predicted model, not a curated record. NCBI's taxonomy places the organism in Eukaryota, Fungi, Ascomycota, Sordariomycetes, Hypocreales, Nectriaceae. The transcript has 10 exons. Gene Ontology annotation, molecular function: malate transmembrane transporter activity. Bases 1 to 1203 code for a protein of 400 amino acids. Gene Ontology annotation, biological process: malate transmembrane transport.